Hippocampus comes (tiger tail seahorse) is the source of this 425-nucleotide messenger RNA. RefSeq names its product zinc finger FYVE domain-containing protein 9-like. Lineage: Eukaryota; Metazoa; Chordata; Actinopteri; Syngnathiformes; Syngnathidae. The coding region runs from base 21 to 350 and encodes 109 amino acids. Gene Ontology annotation, biological process: endosomal transport. The record is from RefSeq and is a predicted model, not a curated record. Gene Ontology annotation, cellular component: early endosome membrane. The transcript has 2 exons.
AUUUUCGUUAUAGUCUCCCAAUGGUGGCGGGGCUCACAGUGGAUCUGGAGGCUCAUAAGACCCGCAUAAAGAUACAAACUACCGCGUACAACGAGCUGAUGAAGGCCAUGAACAAGUGCAACGAGCACGUCCUGGCCAUGGGGGCUUGCUUCAACGAGGAGGCCGAUUCUCACCUCAUCUGCGUGCAAAGGGACGACGGCCAGUACCAGACGCAAGCCAUCAGCAUCCACAACCAGCCACGUAAAGGUAACCAAGCACACCUCCAAUGUUUUUGGAAUUUUUUGGGGUCGCCCACCGUACCGCCCACUUCUGGUUCGAUUCAAUCUCAAAGGCAGAUUUUCUCAAAAUAAUAAUUAUAGAAAAAUUCUUGAUGGAUUGGAAGGAAUAUGAAUUUAUCUAAUGUAUUAUUAUUUCUAUUUUUAUGU